AUAAAAUCACAUGAAUACAUUUGUCAUUGUUAAAACUUAACUAAUCGAGUACAAAAUACUUGAGUGUAACCUGUAUCUAAUAAACAACAUGGCUGCGCCCAUGGCUUGGAUUGAUAUUUUGAAGAAUUCACAAAAAACAUGCUUGAUUCAGGAUGGCAGAAGAAAAUUACAUUUCACUCUGCAAGAUGGAAGAGAGUUGGCUGAAGAGUAUGAUAUAAAUACCCAAGAAUUAGUCGUGCGUAAAUGGCGAAGGUCGUCUGUGCUAGGGGGCCAGGGCAGGUGGGAGUUUGAGGUCGGGGAGCAGCUGGCCCCACGCAGUGUCAACACAGAGGGACUUGUGGAGAGCAUGAGCAAUCCUGUAUUUGUGCGGAAGGACACCUCGACAGCCUUUCAGUGGCGGAUACGCAACCUCCCAUACCCAUUGGAAACCUACUCAGUGCAGUGCAAUCAAGAGAACAAUAUAGUCAUCACCACCUCAAAUAAAAAAUACUACAAGAAGUUCUGUAUCCCUGACAUGGAGAGAUGCAAUCUACCCCUGCAGCAGGCCUCUAUCAGUGUGGCACAUGCAAACAAUACCCUCAUAGUCUCCUACAAGAAGCCACCUCCAAUACUUGAUAUGGAAAAGACUUUACAAGAAGAAUUCAAGAAAAUGAAAGCCAGCAAAGAUGGAGAUGUGGAUUGCAGACCCAGCUGAUUCAAACUAUUGUCAUUGCAUUUGCAUCAUUAGUUUAUAUGUCAGAAAUUCAUUAGUUAAAUUAAAUCACAUAUUAUGGAAACUUGACAAUUUUACCAAGAUUUGCUAUGUUCUGUAAUAAACCUGUUGCAACCCAGAGUCAAAUGGUUUAAAGACAAAUCAUUAUGAAAUAAAUAAAUAAUUGCAAUUAAACACAUACAAAAUCCACACAAAAUAGUGUUCAGUGCAUCUGUACUCUUUUGUCCAUUUUUCUUAUUUAGUGACUUGGAUUUAUGUUAAUGCUAGGAAAACUAUACUGUUAAAACAGUCUAUUUAAUGCAGUUCUAUUCAAUUGACAUGUUUUCCUUCUAAAUGUUCCAGUUGCCAAGAACAAUCGUAAUAAUAACUCUAGUACAUGUAAAUUAAUUGUAUUUUGGAUAUAAUGUUUUGCCUUUCUGAGAAAUGUUGCCAGUGAUUGUCUAAUAUUUAAAAUUUGGUAGGAAUAUUUUUGAUGGUGGAGACUUUACUGUAUGACUUGUUGUUAAUUUGGUUCAAAACCAGUUCUGCUCUUAGUUUGCACACACAUUUGUAAGGCCAAAAUGGACGACUUUCUUUUAAAUAAUGCCCAAUCUUUGUUUCCAAAUUAAUUAUAUCAAAAUACCAUGCAUGUUCACUUUGUAUUCUGUUAUUUAUAUUAAGUAUGCUUUUUUACUAUUAACUGUAAUACAUGAAUACAUUUUUAAAGUGUAUGUUUGAUUUAUAUAUUUUGCAAUUGGGGAGGCUAUGGUGAAUGUCCUCUCCGUAUGUGCCUUAUAAACUUAUCCGCACCUUGAGGAGGUUAAAAUGUAUGUUAUUUACUAUGUAAGUCUAUAUUUACUAUGUAAGUCUAUAUUUACUAUGUAAGUCUAUAGUUACUAUGUAAGUCUAUAGUUACUAUGUAAGUCUAUAGUUACUAUGUAAGUCUAUAGUUACUAUGAAAGUCUAUAGUUACUAUGAAAGUCUAUAGUUACUAUGAAAGUCUAUGAAAGUAAUGCGACCACUGGGGCAUGGUAAGUUUUGACACCAGGGGUAUGAUUUGCACAAACAUUAGAAGACAACGAUUAGAUUGGAUCUCAAAAUAAUGUUCAAAGGAAUAACGUUUGCCAGGUAUUUCAGUCUUACAUUGUGGUGGUAAACGUAUCUAGAAACAAAUUGGCUUGUCUUUUGAACUUGUUUUAUGUGAAGAAAAGUCCAUUAAAGUCAUCAACUAGAAACAGAAAGUUUUCUGCUCAAUGUUCAUUGGCCACUAACUAUUUCAGUAUGGCUUUUCUGUGCUGUAGUCAUUCAGAAGUGGAAUAUUGCUGCAAGAUGCUACAUAAUUCUUACUGAUAAUGUAUGUAAAAAAAAAUGUGGUAAACAAAUAAACACACAUUUUAAAACUUAA
This is a messenger RNA of Dreissena polymorpha, 2096 nucleotides long. Its product is annotated as protein DPCD-like. The record is from RefSeq and is a predicted model, not a curated record. The transcript is spliced from 6 exons. NCBI's taxonomy places the organism in Eukaryota, Metazoa, Mollusca, Bivalvia, Myida, Dreissenidae. Bases 89 to 694 code for a protein of 201 amino acids.